This is a messenger RNA of Hydractinia symbiolongicarpus, 2153 nucleotides long. Its product is annotated as ADP-ribosylation factor-like protein 5B. Gene Ontology annotation, biological process: protein localization to Golgi membrane; intracellular protein transport; vesicle-mediated transport. The record is from RefSeq and is a predicted model, not a curated record. NCBI's taxonomy places the organism in Eukaryota, Metazoa, Cnidaria, Hydrozoa, Anthoathecata, Hydractiniidae. Bases 260 to 799 code for a protein of 179 amino acids. Gene Ontology annotation, molecular function: GTPase activity; GTP binding. Gene Ontology annotation, cellular component: trans-Golgi network; cytoplasm. The transcript has 9 exons.
GACCGAUUUUAAUAAUCAUAGACGAAAAAUUGAAGAAAGAGCAGGACACAGAAAGACCGGGUAUUUAUUACGAAAUAAAUAACUCGUGGGCUAUAAUUAAUUAUUCUGUUAACAGAAAAAAAUCGUAACUAUCUUUAAAAGUUCCUAUUUUUUAGAACCUAUAUUUUUUAAGGUCAAAAAAGGCUUUUUUACAUGCGGAAAAAUAGACUGCUGCUUGGGGAAAAAGAGUUCUUAUCUAUAGUGAUGUAUCUGAAGUGUAAUGGGAUUAAUUUUCUCUAAAGUCUGGAGUACACUUUUUGGAGACAAAGAACACAAAGUCAUUAUUGUUGGUUUAGAUAAUGCAGGGAAAACAACAAUACUUUACCAGUUUUUAAUGAAUGAAGUUGUGCAGACAUCUCCAACGAUUGGAAGUAAUGUGGAAGAGGUUAAAUGGAAAAACACACAAUUUUGCAUGUGGGAUAUAGGUGGUCAAGAUUCUUUGCGAAAAGACUGGUCAACAUAUUAUUCCACUGCUGAGUUCUUGAUUUUCGUGAUUGAUAGUACUGAUAGAGAAAGAUUACAUAUUUCAAAAUCUGAAUUAUACAAUAUGCUGUCACAUGAAGAGCUGCGUCAUGCUAGUUUGCUGGUAUUCGCAAAUAAGCAGGAUGUGAAGGGCUCUAUGUCUACGGCAGAAUUAUCUGAACAACUGAAUUUAACAUCUAUUCGAGAUCAUGGCUGGCACAUGCAGGCUUGCUGUGCUUUAUCUGGAGAAGGGUUGUACCAAGGUCUUGAAUGGUUGGCUCAGCGAGUUCAAAAGUGAUUAAUCUUCUAGGAAAUAUUUUCAAAUUAUUUUAUAUUUUAGCUUUAUUUUAUUAUUUUCCCCGACAUGCACAGUGUAUAAAAUUGCCACCCAUCUCCGUGUUAACGAAACAGAUUCUGGUUUCGCUUGAUUUUGGUAGAAAACACAGUGUCCUGUUCGAAUUACCUGUAUCUUCUUUUGCUGGUCAGUUUAAGCCGGCGUGCAAAGCGCCAGUACCUUCAAUGAAUAAAAAGAAAGGUAUCAAAGCAAAAGAAAUUGAAACUUUUACCCGGGAAUCGCUUUUUAAAUGCAAUUCCCGUGUAAAAGUUUCAUUUUAAGAGAGCGUGUAAGAAAGACUAUCUACUUUACUCGUAAUAAUUUUGUCCAGGACAAAGAAUUGUACUAUUUUUUAAUUGUUCUUUGCGGAGGGAUUUAAUCUUGCGUAAAUAGUUAUUGUAGUACUUAGUUCAUAAAAUCGUGCUCUUUACAAUCACUAGCUGUUUCAUUUGUAUAAAACGACUUGCAUAAUCCGCAAGUACUUAUGUCACCUUAUGUUAUAAAUAGCCCCAACAUUAUACGGACGAAGUAAGUAUGCCCACAAGGCUAUGUGCUAUUCGCUAUAGUAACAAAAUACUUAAAUUUAUGAACUUGUUUAACUUUUCGAUUAAGUUAUAAUUAUUGGAUUGGAGUUAAUCUUAUGUUGUUUGCUGCCUUUAGUUUUGUGGGGUGGUUAACAAGUGAAUUUAUUUUAAUAUCAAAUCGGUGUAAUAUUUAUAAGAAAAAUGUAGGUGUUCUUUUUUUCUCAAUUUUUUGUUACAACACCACAAGACGAGUAUUCUUGUUGAGUUUUUGUUUUAAAUUUUUUUUGUGUUUGCAAAAGUACAAUACUAAAGGCUUGUUUAGUCAAUUAAUUUAACAUGAGAUGUUAGACUGCAGUUCUAAGAACACUCCACCUUCACCUUCUGGACAGGAAAACUACUUUUUGUAAUGUUGGAUAAAAAACACGCCACACGGAGGAAUUAUUUGUCACAUAAAACACAAUUUUUAAAUCUUAGGAAGUGUAACCAUGUUUGGUGUUAAAAAAAAUUUUGGCUUUCCUAUUUUAGUACGUAUUAAGGUGAAUUUCCAUUAAACAUGUCCGCCCUAGAAAUUCUCGAAUGUGGUUCGCUGUAGAAAUUAUCACUUAACCAAAAGAAAAAGUUUAAACUGAACCAAUUAAAAUAUUGAAUUUGUAUGCAUAAUUAAAACGUGAACCGAGUUGAUUUAAUGGAAGUUCGACUGUGAUGUAGCCAUUUUGUUGUAUGAUUGUAUUUAUAUGAAGAAAAAAAACAUAGGUCGUAUUCCGAGAAUAUAUAUGAACAUUUUACUUUUAAAA